This is a messenger RNA of Melanaphis sacchari, 1080 nucleotides long. It is a transcript of the gene eIF2beta, whose product is annotated as eukaryotic translation initiation factor 2 subunit 2. Bases 41 to 997 code for a protein of 318 amino acids. Gene Ontology annotation, cellular component: eukaryotic translation initiation factor 2 complex. The record is from RefSeq and is a predicted model, not a curated record. The transcript has 7 exons. Gene Ontology annotation, molecular function: translation initiation factor binding; translation initiation factor activity; mRNA binding. Gene Ontology annotation, biological process: formation of translation preinitiation complex; translational initiation; formation of cytoplasmic translation initiation complex. NCBI's taxonomy places the organism in Eukaryota, Metazoa, Arthropoda, Insecta, Hemiptera, Aphididae.
AUUAAAUAGUAUUAAAGAAGUAAAAAAUAUUCAAUUUAAAAUGACUGAAGAAGAAGCUUUAUUUGAUCCUUCCAUUAAGAAGAAGAAGAAGAAGAAGAAGUUUGACUUAGACAGUGCUUUAGCUUCUGAAGCUGGUCUUGAUGGCAUAAACGAACAAACAUUAGAUAAAGAAAAUCAGGAACCUGGGCCAGAUCCUGAUGAAUUUGAUGAUGGAAACCUGGAUCUGGAUAACUUCGGUAAGAAGAAAAAAAAGAAAAAAAAGGUCACAAUAAAUUUAGAUGAUUUAGAAAGUGCAUUACCUGAUACAUCAUCAGCAAUGGAAAAUGGUGAUGGCCAAGGAGAGGCUAUGGAUGAUGAUUUUGACUUAAAUAUGGACUUUUCAAAAACAAAAAAGAAAAAGAAAAAGAAGAAAGAUAUAGAUGAAUUAGUUGCUGAAGAAAUGGAUAAGAAAGGUGACAAAUUUGACGACAUAACUGAUGGUGAAAGCCAUACGUGGUUUGGUUCUGAUCGUGAUUAUACAUAUGAUGAACUUUUAACUAGAGUAUUUGAGAUAAUGCGAGAAAAAAAUCCUGAUAUGGUUGCGGGUAAAAAACAAAAAUUUGUUAUGCGUCCUCCACAAGUAGUUCGGAUAGGUACUAAAAAAACAUCUUUUGCAAACUUUACAGAAAUAUGCAAAACGUUACAUCGUCAGCCCAAACAUUUGUUAGAUUUUUUGUUAGCUGAAUUAGGUACUAGUGGUUCAGUGGACGGUAAUAGCCAGCUUAUAAUCAAAGGUCGUUUUCAGCAAAAACAAAUUGAAAAUGUACUCAGGAGAUAUAUAAAAGAAUAUGUUACCUGUCAUACAUGUCGUUCACCUGAAACUAUUUUGCAGAAAGACACCCGUUUGUUUUUCUUGCAAUGUGAAACUUGUGGUUCACGAUGUUCUGUUGCCAGUAUUAAAUCUGGUUUCCAGGCCGUCACUGGAAAGCGUGCAGCUAUCAGAGCAAAAACUGCAUAAAUACUAUAAUAUAUUUUCUUUUGCGUGCUAUACUAGUUCAGCAAAGUACAAUAAAAUAAAUUACACAUUUUUACAAACUUUAA